Ctenocephalides felis (cat flea) is the source of this 4354-nucleotide messenger RNA. RefSeq lists its product as uncharacterized. The transcript has 18 exons. The coding region runs from base 161 to 4354 and encodes 1397 amino acids. The record is from RefSeq and is a predicted model, not a curated record. NCBI's taxonomy places the organism in Eukaryota, Metazoa, Arthropoda, Insecta, Siphonaptera, Pulicidae.
UUUAUUAAGAGUUCGCUUCUAUGUAUCGAGUGGCGCGUAAGUAUUGGUGUUCGUGGGUAUUACGCUACGCGUCGAUUUGCGUUCGUAUUUGUGCAUUUUUAUGUGAUUUAUGUGAAUGUGUUUGUAUUGUGUACCAGGUAUUUCAAGCUGAUUUUAACCAAUGAUGUUCGAUAUUAAAGGACAUUUUAUUAUAGUGAUGUACGCUUCACUUCUACAAAACCAGAUAUUGCUGGUAAACCUUCUUACCCGCGGGCCUUUAAGCGCCGCUCUACCCUAUAUAGGCACAAAACAUAGUAGCUUUUCAUGUGUAAGUUUGGAACACGAUAAGAAUGGUCAAAAUGGUGCAGAUGAAAAUGAUGAGCACUGGAAGAAUCACAACAAAUCGAAGAGAUCUAAAAUAGAGUGCGUUUGCGUUGUUUACUUUUCAAAUUCGGUGCAAUGCAGACCUCCAACAUCUUUACAAAUUGAAAAGCAGAUAAUAAUUGAGUUGCCCGAUGAGCUUGUGAAUUCUGAACAACAGCAAAACGAUGCCCAUGUGAUGGAUGAAAUAGUUAAAAAUUUCAUUUUGAAUGAACAAAAAAAUAUGGAAACGAAUGAGCAAAAAAAUGAGGAAAAGAAUAACAAUGCUAAAACAUACGUGAACGCAAUGAGUGUUACUGAUGUCGUAGUUUCUGCUUUGCCAGAUACGGUAGGUGGAAGUUCUAGAGAAGGCGACUUAGAAUUGAUACCGCAUGAUAAAGUGAUAAGCACAAGAAGCGAGAUUUCACCUGAACAUGUUAUACUCAUUAGCCCUUUAAUUAAUCGUUUACUAAAUAAGCAAGCUCUUCCUGAACCACAAAUUACCAAUAUAUUUAAAUCAGACAAUAAGAAGUCCCAAAUUAAUAAUCUUCAACAUUUUGACAUGGACAACACUGUAUACAAUAUUCAUCACUUAAUGAGGAACAAAUUAUCACAGUUUAACAGCGGACUCUUGCCUCAAGGUGUGAUUUCGAAUAACAAAAUUACAACAAAACGACGUAUGAAAUUGCCUUUGAUUUACUAUAGUCCAUUCAUUAGCGAUGAUCAAAUUUUGGAUUUACCAAGCGAUUUUGAGAAUCUUGCAGGUUUUAAUCCAAAUGAUUGUUGUGGUGAGAGUCCGUCGCAACAAAGUGAUGUGUUGGACAGAAUUAGCAGGGGAAUGAAAUUCGAUCAGGCAAACAAACCGAAAGCAAAUUCGAAGAUGCUCAGACACGAUAUCUCGGGAAAGAGAUUAAAUGAUAAAUUCAAUGCCGAAAUGGAUACGGAAGAGGUAGAUGCUGAUAUUAUUAUGGAGAACAUAUCUCUAAAUGGGCCUGCGGCAAAUUAUCGUUCCGAUGGGCAUAGCCAACACGGUUAUAAAUAUAAUGAGCUUCCUGAAUUGCGAAUCAGUAAUCCAUUUGAAAGAACCACUCCUGCUCCACCGCCCGUGCUCAACAAUGAUGGUAUUUACAUCAAUAAGUUAAAAAUUCGAAAGGGCGGUAUUGCUAUAGCUGGCCCGAAUGGCGUUGCAACCGCAGGGAGCGGCGGAACAGCUAUUGUGGGACCCGGAGGUUUAGCCUACACAAAACCUAACGGUCUUGCUGUUGCCGGACCCGGGGCACGUGUCAUUUCCGUCCCCAGUUCGACAAACUUACAUGAAUUCUUCAAGAAUGUUGACACUUUGGCUCAAGGCAGAAGUAAUGCUGGCGACUUUCCCAUUCCUGAAGGUGCGCGUAUCGUAGCUCUCGGACCAAUUAUUUAUUACAACAAGGAUGACAAUAAAUUGAUUACUACUAUGAUGAUAAAAGGUUUGACUGACGACUCGAGAAGUAAUAUCGUGAAAAGACCAUCUGAACAAUUAGUUUUGAAUCCUAACAUAAGAAAUGAUGCUUUUAUUGAUCUUAUUUUGGAACCUUCUGCUACUUCAGUAGCUGGUCCUUACGGCAAGGCAAUAGCGAUGCCUAUAUCAAGAGCAUUUUUGAAACAGGGUCAUAAUACUAGAAUUCAAUUUAGGCCUAGUUCAGUUGCAAUUGUCGGACCAGGAGGUAUAGCGCACGCUGAAUCUGUAUCUUAUUAUGGAGGUGCUAAAGGUCAAGUUCUACAAAUAAAAACUUCGCCUGAUGGAUCUGUUAUAAGUGAAAUCGUCAAGCAACAAAAUGUAGACAACUUAGAAUUGAAUGACUAUAGGCCACAUUUACCAAUACGCGUGAAUUCUCUUCUGCCUUCGGCGGUCGAAAAAGAUAAAUAUAAUUUUGCUCAAAACCUUAACUCUAUUCAGUUAUCAGCUAAAAAAUUAGUAGAUUUACAGCAAAAGGUGAAGCAUUCUGGCUAUUUAUCUGAUGAACAACAGAAGAUUUAUGCAGAAAAUUUAGAAGUAAUUGGUAAUUCUGCUCAGAAAUUGGUCAAUGCAGAAAUAAGCGCAACGAAACUCGCUGGAGAAUCCAAUCUGAUGGAUUCUGAUGAAACGGUAAAGCAUCCUAACAGAAAUCACAAAGAACAUGAUACUGAUGAAAACAGCGAUGAUAGUGUACAUGUAAAUAGUCCUCCAGAUGAUGCAUCAGUUGCUGAAGCUAAACCCGUGGGACUCGCUAUCGCUGGUGUCGGCGGCGUGGCUUCUUCGAAGCCAGUAGCAACGGCUAUAGUCGGCCCGGGAGGUUUGGCCGUGGCGAAGCCGGUGGCCACAGCAAUAGCUGGCGUUUCGCCUUCGGUAUGUUCAUUAAACUUCCAGCUGAACCAUCAUUGUAUAAAUGCAUUUUAUUCGCUGUUAUUAAAAAACUUGUCACCUGGUCUUUUAUACCCCAUAUGCGAGAAACAAGUACGUGCAGCCUUGAGUGUGACCGGUUUGCUUUUGUCGUUCGCGGCGUGCUCGCUCGCCGCUCCGCAGCCGCAGCCGCCCGGGCAGCCUAGGAGUCGCGAAGAAAACGCUAGACAGUUCAUCUUCUUUAAUCCAAGAGCGAGCCUUCAAUCAGUCGGAUUCGCCGAGCCGCUGAUACCAAUAACCAGCUUGGACAGUGUGCAAGAAGCAGGAGGAGAAUCCUACCUCUAUUUGCACCCAGACCAACUAAAAGAUCAAGCUAUCAUUCAACCACAAUCAGCUGUAAGUUUUAGUGGGGUUCCACAAGAGGGACAACAUUUUAUUCUUUAUACUCCAGGUUUGAAACAAGGUGCGCCCGGAUAUUUAGAGCAAAUUGUAAACUUAUUCAGUGGCCUAAAUCCAUUUAACAACCCAGCGGUUCAACAACAGAACCCAACAAACGAUGGUACAACACCUGCUCCAAUAGGCCAAGGGGGACUUAUUCAGCAAGCCGCUUCUUGGCUGACUUCCAACAACCCUUUCAGAAGGCCGACCACAACGCAAAAACCUCCAGCUCAAUCUACUAUCGAACCAUCUCUUGAAACAAACGAAUUAAGAGUUACCGAGAUUCACGAUGCGCAACAACCCCAGCAACGUUUUCAACAACCCUUGCAAAAACAGCAGGAACUGCACCAGAAUCAACCUUCUCAGGAACAACCAGCGCAAAUAUCUCCAGAACAAUCUCAAAGUGGCGGUCAGUUGCCAGAACAACGUUUCUACAUAUUGAGCGGCCAACCACAGUUUUUUGGAAGUUAUGAAUUUGCAACGAAUCCUCAUCAACCUUUGUUCAGUCUUCAACCCUUGCAACCUAUAAGACCGGUGGUAUCGCGAAUGCAGCAGCUCCAACAGCCUGAACAACAAGCGCAACAACAAGGCUCCGAACAGCCGAUCCAAAUUCAAGGUCGGUUUCAGCAAGUUGGCGUUCCAAAUGAACUAGUCAGCAAUGAAUAUGAUCAGCAGAGAGCUGCUCCAUUUCAACAUCAACAAGAACAAGUUUAUCAAGAACCAGGCGGUGAACCCGUUCAAGCUAUACAAGGUAUAGGUACACAAUUUGAGCCUCAACAGGACGUUUCUGUGCGACUUCAAGCUUUUUCUGGAGAACCAGAAAAUCAAUUGCAACCAGAACAACCGAAACCAGAGCAAUUGCAGCAGCCUUUGGUGAGUGCUGAUGUUCCCGGCGCUGCUGCAGGUGAGUUUGCUCGAUAUCUUGUGCAAAGGCGUAGGCCAGUAGACCAUCCAGCUGAAAUACAGAAGCGCUUCAGUGACGAAACUGACCUUCCAGAUGUAAAACAAGAGCAAUUAAAUUCUGACGAUUUACCUGCAGCUGACGAUCCAAGCGUGUCACAAGCGAAACCAAUGGCAAUUGCUGUAGCCGGUCCAGGCGGAGUCGCUUCGGCUGCUCCAGUCGCAUCGGCUCUCACGGGGAAGGGCGGCCUAGCAUUGUCUUCGCCUUCAGCUACUGCAAUCGCCGGACAAGAUGCUGAAGCAGUUGAUGAAAAUUGA